This is a messenger RNA of Sebastes umbrosus (honeycomb rockfish), 2805 nucleotides long. Its product is annotated as zinc-binding protein A33-like. Lineage: Eukaryota; Metazoa; Chordata; Actinopteri; Perciformes; Sebastidae. The record is from RefSeq and is a predicted model, not a curated record. Gene Ontology annotation, molecular function: zinc ion binding; protein binding. The transcript has a single exon. Bases 630 to 2033 code for a protein of 467 amino acids.
UCCAUUUACCAUUUACAUGAGUCACACGGCGGAAUAUUCUUGAUUUGAUGUUUGUUUUGCGUAUUUAUUAGUCGCUGGGCUUUAAUCAGUAUUCUCUGAAAUAUGGUUUGUAGGCGGUAGUUAUUAUUUUAAUUAUCAUUCAUUUCAUUUAGUAUUUUAUAUGUAUUAAUUUUGUUUCAUUUAUGUAUUUUUGUUUAUUCAUUUAUUAUUGACUGAAUGACUGACUGACUGAAUGAAUGUGAAAUGGUCUAUCACGUUCUUCAGAACGGUGCUUUUAUUUUGAAGUCAGUUCUUACACACUCUUACUGUAAUAAAGAUAAACACCUACCACAAAACAAUAAGUGGGCUGGCUUGACUGUGUUUUUCGAAGUGGAGGCUUGACUGAAGUUCAACUUCACGGAGAGAAGCCACAGAAAGGAAGAAACACUGGGAACACAGGUAACACUGGGAUUACUGGAGUACUGGAAUACUUCAACCUGCUGCUGAUUCAACAUAGUCUAGUAUAAUAUAUAAACAGGAGAUUUAGAGGAGCUAGGCUACGACUCAAAGUGAAAAGUAUAACUUUCAACCUUCGGACUGAUCGACUGCUCUCUCUGUGUGCUGUGUUUUUAUUUUCACUCAGAGACAAAAUGGCUUCCAGAUCAGAGGAGGAUCUCUGUUGUCCUGUCUGCUAUGAAAUCUUUAAAUAUCCUGUCCUCCUGUCAUGUAGCCACAGCUUCUGUAAAAACUGUCUGAAGAGCUGGUGGAGAGAGAAACAAACACAAGACUGUCCAGUUUGUAAGAGAAGAUCUUCAAAGUUGAACCCUCCUUGUAACCUGGCUUUAAAGAACCUGUGUGAGGCCUUCUUACUGGAGAGAGAUCAGAGAGCUUCAGCAGAGACUCUCUGCAGUCUGCACUCUGAGAAACUCAGACUCUUCUGUCUGGAUCAUCAGCAGCCAGUGUGUCUCGUCUGCAGAGAUUCAAGGAUACAUACUGACCACAGAUUCAGACCCAUCGAUGAAGCUGCUCAGGAUCACAAACAGGAGCUCCAGAAAUCCCUGAAGCUCAUUCAGGAGAAACUGGAGCUCUUUAAACAAGUUAAAGGAAACUGUGAUCAAACAGCAGAACACAUGAAGGUCCAGGCCCGACGCACAGAGAGGAAGAUUAAGGAGCAGUUUAAGAAGCUUCACCAGUUUCUAGAAGAGGAAGAGGAGGCCAGGAUCUCUGCCUUGAGGGAUGAAGAGCAGCAGAAGAGCCAGAUGAUGAAGGAGAAGAUGGAGGCUCUGAGCAGAGAGAUAGCAGCUCUUUCAGACACUGUCAGAGCCACAGAGGAGGAGCUGAGAGCUGAAGACGUCUCAUUCCUGCACAACUACAAGGCUGCAGUGGAAAGAGUCCAGCAGCGCCCCCUGCUGGAGGAUCCACAGCUGCUCUCAGGAGCUCUGAUAGACGAGGCCAAACACCUGGGCAACCUGACCUUCAACAUCUGGAUCAAGAUGAAGGAGAUGGUCUCCUACACUCCUCUGAUUCUGGAUCCAAACACUGCUGGUCAAGAACUCCUCCUGUCUGAAGAUCUGACCAGUGUGAGACGAGGACAGAAACAGCAGCUUCCUGAUAAUCCAGAGAGGUUUGAUUACGACUGCGCUGUCCUUGGUUCAGAGGGAUUUAACUCUGGGACUCACAGCUGGGACUUUGAGGUUAGAAAUGAUGAUCCCUGGGCCCUAGGUGUGAUAAAAGAGUCUGUCCAGAGAAAGGGAAAAAUGGUGACUGGGUUCUGGGACAUAUGUCUCCAUGAAGGAAAGUACAUAGCAGCCUCCCCACCACUCUCAGAAACCGUUCUCUCAGUGAAGAAGAAGCUCCAGAGGAUCAGAGUUCAUCUGAACUGGAACAAAGGAAAACUGUCUUUCUAUGAUCUUGAUACUAACACACAAAUACACACCUUCACACACACAUUCACUGAGAGACUGUUUCCAUACGUUGCCAAUAUAAGUAAACUCCCACUGAAGAUAUUACCAAUGAAGGUCUCUGUGUCAACAGGCUUAUGGCCUAGUUACUAAAUGCAUUAGCUAAGCAUGCUAUAUAGCAUUAUAUUCAGGUUGAGUAAGGCUACUCAGAAAUGCCAUCCUGCAUGUCAGUGAUACUAUACAUGUUCUACGAGUUUAUAUGAAACAGAAAAAAUCUUUUAUGCAAUUUGUAAUUUGAGUUUUUUGUCCGUACGUCCUCGGGUCUUUGACACAGGGCAAAUAUCUAUAUGUGACUGAACAGAGGAGUGUCAGUGUUUCAGGAACAUAAGAACCAUGUUGAGGCAAAAUCUGAACAUUAGUUCUGUCAAAACAUUUACUGAUAGUCUUAAAUGAAAAAACAAUACUUUAAAUUAUCUGAUGUUCAAUAUUUGCUGCCAAUAUUGACAUAUAUUGGCAGAUAUAAUUGCAUUCAUAAAUACAUAAUAUAAACAAACAUUGAGUUAUUAUUUCUGAUUUAUUAAUUACUUUUAAAGUCUUUUUUGGGGGAGGAAUAUGUCUCAUUGUAAGUAAUCAUUAUAUAAUCUUUUGUCAGCCAGUUGAUGACUUUUAAUAUCAUGCUUUUAUUGUUUUUAUUUCAUUCUGCACUGUCUAUCAUUGUGUAAGCAGAGGAACUACUUUCUUUCGAAAUUGUGAUUUUGAUGUAAACUGUACAUUUCUGAUUAUGUUCUGAUCGCUUUGAACCAAUUUGAAUUAUUAUUGUAAAAUGAAUAAACAAUUAAAUCAAAAUUAUUUCAGACUAAAAUGUGUUCAAAGAUUUUGAGUUUCAAUUGUAAUAUUUUGAGAAUACAAGAAAGGUUAAUAAUGU